Malassezia globosa CBS 7966 is the source of this 1506-nucleotide messenger RNA. RefSeq lists its product as uncharacterized. The record is from RefSeq and is a predicted model, not a curated record. Gene Ontology annotation, biological process: protein folding; protein stabilization. NCBI's taxonomy places the organism in Eukaryota, Fungi, Basidiomycota, Malasseziomycetes, Malasseziales, Malasseziaceae. The transcript has 3 exons. Gene Ontology annotation, cellular component: cytoplasm. Gene Ontology annotation, molecular function: heat shock protein binding; protein-folding chaperone binding; protein kinase binding. Bases 1 to 1506 code for a protein of 501 amino acids.
AUGGGAAAGCUUAACUAUUCGAAAUGGGAUAAUCUCGAGCUUUCAGAUGAUUCAGACAUUGAGGUACACCCCAAUGUUGACAAAGGUUCAUUCAUUCGGUGGAAACAGCGUGAUAUCCAUGAAAAACGAGAGAUGCGCAAGAUUCAGCGCUCACAUUUGGAGGCUGAGCAUCGCACGAACGUCGCGGUUGCCCCAAUCCUAGAAAACUUGUCCAAAGCAACAGAGAAAGAAGGUGCUGCCUAUUACUCACGCGAGGUAUCUCGUUUGACAGCAGGUCGACAAGAGCGCGGGAACAAGGACGGUCCCGAAGGACCCACGUUGGAUGAUAUUAUGCUCUCGCUUUUGCUUAAAAUCAACGAGGAGGCUGAUGUCAAGUCAUCUCAUGGCACAAAAGAACUCGAUAGUGUUCUUGUUUCUGCGAUUCAACGGCACAUGCAAAAACUCGAGGCACGAACGAACGAGAUCUCAUCAGAACUAAAACGGAUGGACGAAGAAGACAGAAAGAAAAUCACUAGUGAUAGUCUUCGCGAGGGAUGGAACAGCAGUCAUGUUACCAAGAUAGAAGAGCCACCAACCAAGAAAAAUUCUUGGCCCCCGAACAAGGGUAAAGUGCAUCAACAGCACAUUGAAACUCUCAAUCCUAGCUCCGCACAAUUGUCAUCGAACCCAAGUUCGCAUGGUCCUAGAAAGGCGGAUGAUUCUGAUGACGAAGAUAAUAUGCCUACUAUCACACCCGUAAUGAAAGAUUUCGCGAGUCUUCCAAGCGCUUUGGAGCCUAUUCCAUUAUCUACUGAUAAGUUUCCACCCGGAUUCAAUCCUGCGAAGCAACUCAAGCUAGACGCAUUCGACAAAAUGUUUCAGUACCUUGGCUCGCACAAGGAGCUUCUUCGUCCCGACUACGGGACGUCAGACGCGCUUUUGGUCCAGGCCUUUGAGGCCCAGAUGGCCGGUCAGAAGUCCCUGGCUCGCAUGUGCACUGAGAAAGCUUUGCUGAUUCAGUACUGUAAUCAGCUAGGUAAGGACGGCGUAAGUCUAUUUUUCCAAAGGAUGACGAAUACCGAUGGUCGGGCGGCCGUUGUCUUCUUAAACGAUGUCCUUUCGACAUACGCACGCAUUGCAUCCCGUGCAAACGUCAUGAAGGACAGGUACCAGGCUGAAGGCGAGGGCGAAGAACAAAUUCAACUCAUGGCAGAAGAUCCCAACACGGUCAUCACCUUCCAAAUUCCUGAUGGACCACCACCUAACGAGAUCAAACUAGAGGGAGAUGGAGCUGAUACCUUGGACCCUGCUCAUGUACGAGAGUGGCUACAAAGGCGCUGGGAUAUUUUCAACAGCUUCGAUGUCGACUUCCGUCGCGCACUAGAAACUAAAGACUUGGACCAAGUUAAUCAGGCAUUGGGCCGUAUGCCUGUUGCUCAAGCCGAGGUCGUAGUGCAGGACUUGGAUCGUGCUGGCAUUCUCAACUUUCGAAGCACCGAAAUUCGUGAUGAGACCGGUAGGUCGUAA